Molecule: messenger RNA, 5248 nt
Organism: Oncorhynchus keta (chum salmon)
Lineage: Eukaryota; Metazoa; Chordata; Actinopteri; Salmoniformes; Salmonidae
Exons: 5
Coding region: 3855-4760 (301 amino acids)
Biological process (GO): DNA replication
Molecular function (GO): nucleotide binding; DNA binding; DNA-directed DNA polymerase activity
Source: RefSeq, a predicted model, not a curated record
AAACAAAAGGUAGGGGGUGUGUUCAACAAUGCCCAGGCAUCUGCACUCAAGGCUCUCUCUCUCUGCAGGGGUCGUUUGAAACCAAGGUUUCACUAUCAUGCAAACGGUAUGUACAGAUAUCUGCCUAUCCCCCAUCAAAAAGUGUGACGGCGUCUCUUAAAAUGGGGACUUUCGAUUCAUUAACACAUAAGCCUUUCAAAUCCUAAUUUAUCACACCCUCCAGAGGAUGUGAAGGCUAAAAAGUCAACCAGCCCCCAGAAAGAAUACACCAUGUCUAGACCGAUCCCCAGGGAUAAACAAUGAUAUUUCUAAUCAGCGCAUAUACUAACAGUGCCCCCACCCCGGUCUAUACAUUUACAUCGGACACCCCCCAAGGUGCUAACCCUGAGGAUGUAGGAAAUCAAAAGGGUCAUUCAUGUCUUACUGUCUUGACACCCCUCCUGUUGUUUGAAAUCACUACCUUUGUAAUCUAAACCAAAAUAUACAGGGUGUUGCAUACAGGAUAUCGCCCGAAAAAACUUCACCCCAACAUGCCCUGUAAAUGCAUUCCGUAGUAUCUCUCCUUUUGAGCCAAGACCGAGGAGCGAGUGUCCGAUCCACUAUGUUAGCACCGCUUUAGCGCAGCUACAAACCCACAGGCCAGCAACCCCGAAUAGUUAUCGGACUGAACAUUUAAAAGGAUCAUCUGUGAAUCCGUCCUAAUGGAGCUUUCUGAAGUUUGUAGGGUCUCCAACAUUUACGCAGCUGCUCAGAGGGAUAAAAUGAUCUGGAACAGACAGCGUUAGACGGCGAUUCUCAGGAGCAAAUCGCAUGCAGCCAAACCCCGUCACAUUAUUGUAGACCUGACAUACAGCCAAGAAGAAUAACGGGGUCCAUGUGGACCCUGAACGGCUUCGGAAGAGCAGAUGACACAUCCGAUGACACAGAUGCAAUUCUCCCGUUCUGUACGAACGUUUUUUCAAACACACCGAGAACAGAGGAUUUAAACGUCCGGUUAACUCCCCCGGAAACCUCCACCAGCUCGCUCCAUAUUCCUAACCCAAGCAAACAACGCACAACUCGGGAGCAAAUACAUUGCUCAGAAUUCACCCCUCCGGAAAAGUAUGACAGGACAGGGAAUUUAUGAGACGGCGCUCCAUGGACACCGCUCCAACGAGACAGGCCUGGCAGAAUCGGGAAUUCUUGGUGACAAAAGUCAAGCCCCCCUGGUUUACGCGAUUUGUCAGAACAGCUCUCGUCAAAAAAGCAGAGACUCCUCCCCGGGGUAUAACGGCACCAAAGACCUCACACAUCUUAAGCGCGAGGAGGAUCCCGGCUCACCGAACAUUCCCAAUGAAACAACCAAAACGGAGGAUUUAAACGUUAUCAAUGACAUUUCCGAGGCAGACGACCGGUUAUUAUGGGAUGCGGCCAACAUUCUUGAUUCUGCCAAUUCUGUGGUGACAACAGAUGGAUCUGAAAUAGAACAAGCUAGGUUUUUCACAGCCUUUUCCAGGGCUCUAAAAUCCCGAAAGGUUUUGCUACACAGACGCCUGGGUGUUUUACUAGAGCGCCAAUACAAUAUAUCCUUCUGGCAUAGAGCAAUUCCACGUAUGUUAAACAGCAAUCCGAUUAAAAAACGCAAAUACAGGCGUUAAAAGCAUAUAUGUUACACGGAUCCUUCCAGAAUAACCCAAGAACACACAUCAUUAAUUAUCCAAAUGGCUGACCCAACAGACCUAGGCGAGACAGUUGAAAACCUCUUAUCCCAGAUACCGCCAGAAUUCCAAGCUAUAAUUAACCAUAUGAAUGAGGCGGGGGUAACAGACAUAAUACCGAUAGAUGAAAGCAUAUUAUCACAGAUUCCAGCCGAACUCAUAGAAAUUAUUAAUCGUAUGAAUGAGUCAGGGCCGUCCGACGAAAACCUGUUAUCACAGAUUCCCGAAGCCCUCAUAUCGCUAAUUACCCAGAUGAAGAGAGCCUGAGAUCUAAUUCUGCAACACACACCCCUCAAAACCAGACAUUAACACCUAUGUCCGAAGAGUCUGAAACGCAAUACGAUGUUUUUGAGGAAUUGGAAAAUUGUCUAAUAAAUCAGGAUGGAAACGGUAUGGAUAGAAGUGUUCGUGUUGUGUACCGAAAUCAAUUCAACAAUACAGAGAUUCGACAGUUUUUCAAUUCCGCAUGGGUGAAUCAGAAUCUUGACUAUGCUGUGUUUUACGUAAUGAUAUUGGACACUCUGAAUGAACUGUUAGAAAGGGCUAGAGAUUAUGGCGAACCACGUGAUGUCUUACAGUUGGAAAUUUGUGGAGAUUGCCUGUAUAACACGGUAUCUCUUUUUUUGACCAAUGGCGUAGCAGAUCUUGAACAAUUUAUCGCCCUGCUAGAACGACUUGUUCAGUCAAAUGUAUCCGUCAUAGCCGAUAGGACCCUCGAGCUUGUAGUGCAAAUAAUACGUGAACCCCAGGGUGGUGGUGGGCAGAGAAGGAAGCUAGAUAGCAUAAUGCAGUCAGAAAUCAUAAGCAAUAAAAGGGCCUACCUCAAACGUUCACAAUCCCGGUAAUAAGCUAUGCUUUGCAAUAGGUCUGUCCCAUUUACUCAACACGGGAUGUACUGAUCUAGCGGCGUUACAACGGUAUCCAGGAUGCUGUGGCUUUCUCUGACAUACUCAAAUUUGAAAACUUUCUAGAUUGUGAUAUCAAGAUUGUGGUUUUGUACCACAGUAGAGCUAAUGCAGCUCUCUUGAAAUUCCAAAACAACCCCCAACCUCAUCCUCAGACUCUGUACUUUUAUGUGCAAAACGAACAUUACUAUGCCGUUACUAACAUCACAGCGUUUUUAGGCGCACCAUAUGUGUCCAUCCUGCCAUACCGGCUACACCCGAAUGGGGGGGCACUCGUGCCGUUAUAACUGUUCAGUAUGUCUGGAUAAAAAUGGUCCAAUGCAACCCUUACACUUGACACCCUGUGAGGAUUGCCACCACACAUGUCGUUCGACCUACUGUUAUGAAAAACACAACAUUGAAACAUGGCACCCCAAGGCCUGUAAAUCUGUAAGCAGUUGUGACAUUAACAAGAAAUGCCCAAAAUGCCAUUGUAAUUACAACCUUAAUAUAGAUAGCCCUAAACCGCAUGUGUGUGGAAUCAUACAUUGCUCAAUCUGUAAAGGGUCUUUGAAAAGCAGAGACACUGAAGUGGUUCAAGAAGUGCAACACAAGUGUUAUAUUCAGCCCGUGGCUGAAGUUGAACAUUCAGAGAAAUAAAGUGUUAUAUGAUUUUGAGACAAAUCAGCAAUCAGGGGUUCAUUUGCCUAUUUUUGUAUCGACCAUGACUUUCAAGGGUGAAAAGUGGUCGGCCGAGGGACCCAAUUGUGCACUGUUCUUUCUAAAACACUUUAGAAAACCCCAAUACAGAAACUUCACGUUUAUAGCACACAAUGCUCGAGCCUAUGACCUUCUUCUGAACCCCUUGAUACAGCAAGGCGUUGCACCCAGUGUCAUAGCUCAAGGUAGUAAAAUCUUGUGUUUUGGCUGGUUCCCCGCACUUCUUCACAUCUGAGGAGAAUCUACAUUAUAUUGGAUCUUAUCCCUGCCCCGAAAUGUACGGGUGUGAUCAAAUGUCUCCCAAAGAGCGUGAGAGAUUCAUGACAUGCUACGAGACAGUAAGACAUGGCCCCUUUGAUUUCCAUAAAGAGAUGGAAUAAUACUGUGACAAUGGUGUGGUUAUACUUGGUGAAGGAUGCCUCAGAUUCAGAGAAAAGGUAGUCAAAGAUGCAGGCAUUGACCCCUGGAGUUGUACAACUAUUGCAUCGGCGUGCAUGAAAACCUAUCGUAUGAGUACAACGGUGGUUUCUUCCACGGUUGUAAAUCUUGCUUUAUGCCCCAGGGCAUGUGUGACCUAACCCAAAAGACGUUUGUGGAAAUGUAUCAACGGUUUCAAGACAACUUGGAUUCUUUCCAGGCUACUUACAGGUUAAAAGUUGUGGUUUUGUGGGAGCACGAAUGGACAGCCCUCAAAAAGUCUGAUCCUCAUGUUCAAGUCUUCCUUUCCAGCUAUGACACACUAGAACCCCUGGAACCACGACAGGCCUUGUAUGGAGGCCGUACCAAUGCUUUGACCUUGCGGUAUGUAGCGCAACCCGACGAGACAAUAGGAUAUGUAGAUUUUACAUCCCUUUAUCCUCAUGUAAUGAGUUCCUCAUGCUAUCCUAUGGGGCAUCCGGAAAUUAUUCACCGCGACUUUGACUUACCCCAAAACUAUUUUGGUCUGAUCAAAGAAACUGUCUACCCUCCUAGGGGUUUGUUUAUACCAGUGUUUACUUACAGGUGCCCUCAAGGAAAACUUUUCUUUCCCCUUUGUCGCACCUGCAGUGAAAACAACAACCAGCAAAACCCUUGUGAUCACUCAGAUCAAGAAAGAGCCCUGACAGGUGUAUGGGUCACAGUUGAAUUCUCUAAGGCUCUGGUGCAAUUGAGGCGCAAUCAGAAGUGGGUUCUACCCCCAGGUAAUGUAAGUGUGUUUCUUGCAGCAUUUACCACGGCCUAUUGCCGACUUGAACUGUACACCCUCAUGGAACAGCUUCAGAGGCGGGUUCUUGACCACGACACAGACUCUGUGGUCUAUGUAAGCAAACAGGGUGAUUGGAACCCCCCACUUGGCGACUAUCUGGGUGGUUUAACGAGUGAACUUGAAGAGGGUGACCAUAUCACAGAAUGGUCCUCAUGUGGACCCGAAAGCUAUGCUUUUAGGACUAAAGACAAUCACGUGGUGUUGAAAGCCUAAGGUGUGACUCAAAACUAUGAAAAUGCCCCGCGUGUAAACUUGGAAUCAAUCACACGCUUGGUCGAGGGUUUCAUAAACAACAGGAAUAGUGACUUGGAGAUUUCGAGCUCCUACAAAAUAAUUGUUAGGGAUAAAAAGGGCUUCCAUCUAAGGAACACCCCACUUACUAAAAUAUUCAGGGUAGUCUAUGACAAGAGACUGCUAUUGCCUGACGGGACCACAUUGCCCUUUGCUACAAGCCCCCCCAGUGUGUCUUAAAGCUUAAGAUAUAAUGACUGCUGUAGCUGAUUUUGACCCCCGUUAGCAGCUGCCAUUUUCGGCCUAAAUCGCAGGCCCAUCAAAUAGUGGUAAAACUUGCUUUGUAAAAAGUAUUUGAGAGAAUUCUGAACAUGUGUUAUCUCAAAAGCCUGAUAAUGUUGUGUGGUGUUAUUCAUGUUAUCAACCUCUGUAUGAUGAAUUAUUGAAGACAAUAAAAAUCACGUUUGUUG